Messenger RNA from Penicillium waksmanii, 275 nucleotides. Its product is annotated as Dimeric alpha-beta barrel. The transcript has 2 exons. Lineage: Eukaryota; Fungi; Ascomycota; Eurotiomycetes; Eurotiales; Aspergillaceae. The record is from RefSeq and is a predicted model, not a curated record. Bases 75 to 275 code for a protein of 66 amino acids.
UUAACACCAUCACUGUCCUUUUCCCCAACGAACCCGAUGCCAAGUAUGAUAUCGAAUACUACGUCUCGCAUUACAUGCCACUUAUUGAACGGCGGUGGAAGAGGUACGGCGUUCAGAGCUGGUCUUGUCUCUAUGCAUUCGGAAGUAUUGUUGCCUGGGAAAGCAAAGAAGGGUUCCAGAAAGCCUUUGGAAGUCCCGAAGUAGCCAAAAUUGUGAGCGACGUUCCCAAAUUCAGCAACAAGCGGGCAGUUUUCUUGUUUGGUUCGAAGAUUUAG